This is a messenger RNA of Sycon ciliatum, 6671 nucleotides long. RefSeq names its product proprotein convertase subtilisin/kexin type 5-like. NCBI's taxonomy places the organism in Eukaryota, Metazoa, Porifera, Calcarea, Leucosolenida, Sycettidae. Gene Ontology annotation, cellular component: membrane. Bases 260 to 5971 code for a protein of 1903 amino acids. The record is from RefSeq and is a predicted model, not a curated record. The transcript is spliced from 14 exons.
UGGUCGCCCACAGCUCCGGGCCGGGUGCUGCAGUGUAAACAAAAGGGACUUAGCCUUCGCGGAACCGAGAAGUCCUGAAGGCAGCAACAGACAGGACAGGGUAUCACCGAAGACUUUCUUUUGAUUGACUUACCAGUGUUGGGCAAAACCGUACGAACUCUGAAAGGCUUUAAAAGCAGAAUCGUCGGCUGGCGUCGAUACUCCGCGUAUCGCUACCCUCUCCUGCAGCGUAUACGGGUGCAAAAGGCCGGAUAGUGAAAUGAUGAUGGCGCACCUGCGAAUCCAGUGGCCACUAAAGGUUACCAUGUUGCCGCUGUUGUUGGUGGUUGUGUUGCUGCAAAUACCUCAAUGGUCCGGUGCUGCGGAAGUCGAGAUUCUCAAGAGAUCACAAGCAACAAGUCCAGUGCAAGAUUGGGUGGAAUGGAGAGACAGUGCACAUUCUCGGAAGAGACGCCAAGCUCUUAGCGGUACUGCUGACACAGUAGCCACGACUGCUCAGAAUGACCAAUGCUCGAAGAUUGUCUACCGCGAUACUAACACUUGGGUGGCGAGUUGCCCUGUUGGUAGUUAUGGCACGGAAGCAUACGGUGAGUGCCGUGCUUGCUCAGAGGAGUGUGCUAGCUGCUCAGAUCGUACAGUGUGUACAUCGUGUAAAAGCAAUCUGCUCCUACAAGGUAAUGCAUGCCAGGACAAGUGCUCUAAUGGAUACGUUCUGCUACAACGCAACGUAGGUUCCAGUCUGAGUGUUCGACUUGUCGACAGUGCUACGUUCAACAUGGCUACACUGUCAGCUCAGCAAGGACGACUGGAAGUCCGAGAUGAGAAUGGAAAUUGGGGAACUGUCUGCAACAAGAGCUUUACUUUGACAUCUGCUAAUGUGGUGUGCCAACAGCUAGGUCUUGGCAUGGCUUCAGCGCUCACAAGCGGACGGUACGCAAUAGCAAAACGUGAUAUGCCAAUCAAUCUGGGCCAUGUCCAGUGCACUGGACAGGAGAGUUCUAUAUUUGAAUGUCCACUUAAGCGUCGUCAAGACACGCUGUGUACUCAUUAUGAAGAUGUGGAAAUUCAAUGUGCUGGUCCAGACACUAGCAGAUCAUGUGUUGUACCAAACUGUCCACGUGGAUUCUACCUAGCUCAAGACAAGAAAAGUGACGUGACUAUUUGCCAAGCAUGUGAUACUGGCUGUGCAAGUUGCACUGCUACAUCUACUAACUGUUUGGAGUGUCCAUUUGGGCGGUUUCGCAAGCCAACGGGGACAAACGGCUCAAUCUGUGUAGCCACCUGCGGAAACGGCUUCUACGGGAAUACUGUCAGCAAACGUUGUCUACCCUGUGAUCAGUCUUGUAAGACUUGUGCUAACGGUGGAAACAACAAUGUGUGCACCAGCUGUGCAAGUCAACAAUAUCUAAUUGGUACAUGGUGUGUGACAGAUUGCCCUAGUCACAUGUGUGGCAAUACACUGACGGGGAUGUGCACGUUGAACUGUGAAACAUGUGGAGAUGGACAGUGGAGCAACACAUGCACAAGCUGUAAAGACUCCAAGCUGCUGAGUGGCACAUCGUGCGUACAAGCUUGCCCGCCACCAACUCUGGCACUGAACGGUCGCUGUGUAACAAAGUGUCAAGAUGGCUACUAUCCAGAUAUCCAGGAGCAGACCUGCCGUAAAUGUACCUCCAACUGCACUCUGUGUACUAGCCAAGCGCAAUGUACCAGAUGUGCACUGCCAUAUUUGGAAGAAAACGGUCAAUGCGUAGUACAAUGCUCAUGGCCCAAAGAACCCGAAGAUGUUGUUCCCCGGAAUUCUCUUGUUCGACUUGCUGGCGGCACCUCGAACAAAGGUAGAGUGGAGGUCUAUUUUGGUUCUCGCUGGGGAACCGUAUGCGAUGACUACUGGAGUAUAACCAAUGCGAGAGUAGUGUGCAGACAGCUAGGUUUCAACAGGGUUGUCGGAUCACGCAUUUCGUUAUCCGCUAAUAACAUUCAACGAGCACACAACGAUGACCCAAUAUGGAUGAACAAUGUACAAUGUAAUGACAGUGAUGCCUCUCUGAUCAACUGCUCUCACCGAGGCUGGGGAAGGACAGAUUGCUCGCACGCUGAAGAUGUAGUCAUUCAGUGCAGCGGAAGCUCAGCUAAGCGCUGUGUGAGAAUCUGCUCCGACGGCCUGUACAGACCUCCAUGGAGCACAUGUCAGCGAUGUUCUGGCAACUGUGGAACCUGCUCGUAUGGGGCAUCAGCAUGCACUGGUUGUAACACAGGGACAUUCCUGUACAAUUCCGAGUGCAUCACACACUGUCCAUGGGGAUUUUUCAAGGACUACAGGCUCCAAAAAUGCUCAUCUUGUGCUGGCAGCUGCUUAUCAUGUGCUUCCAGUGCCAGUGCCUGCACCAGUUGCCACCCGGGAUACUAUCUUGAAAACAACACCUGUACUGCACAAUGUGGUCCCCAACGCUUUGCACUCCACUACAAAGCAUCUGUACGACUGGUCAACGGCAAAACCCCACUGGAAGGCCGUGUGGAAAUGUUUUAUAAGGGCAAGUGGGGAUUCGUUUGUGAUGACUACUGGUCGCUUGAAGAUGGUGAGGUGCUGUGCCGGCAGCUCAACUAUGGCCCAGCUUUAGCUGUAUUCUAUCGUAGCUACUUUGGUAGCAACGACGCGCAGUCAAUUGUACUGGAUGAUGUACGAUGUACGGGAAAUGAGACUCGUCUAGAGGACUGUCCUAGCCGCACACCUGGAACUCAUAACUGCUACCUCUCAGAAGUUGCCGGUGUAAAAUGCGCUGGACCCAAUUCAGCACGUCGAUGUGUUGACCAGUGUCCCACUAACUACCGCGGUGUGCCUGGUGGGGAUUGUCAGCAAUGUGACUUCUCUUGUGCGGACUGCGUCAGCAACGCUCCUACCACAUGUACACAAUGCAACGAUGGAUUCGUUUUAGAGGGAGGAAAAUGCAAGGCGGCAUGCAGCUCCAACUUCUACAAUGUCAGUGCUGUGUGCUAUCAAUGUCAUUCAUCAUGCAGCAAGUGUGAUGGUCCAGCUGCAACAAACUGCAUUGAUUGUCCGCUACCCAAGUAUUUGUCGGGAGGUCGCUGUCAAGACUCUUGCACUGGCUAUACACUGCAUAAGGAGAUGUCGCAGGGUAUUCGACUGGCCAAUGGCACGGCUCUAUCUGGCCGUGUUGAAGUUUACAACUCUCUCACCGGGCAAUGGGGUACAGUUUGCGAUGACCAGUGGACACUUCAUGAUGCUACUGUUGUUUGUCGUCAACUGGGCCUUGGUCCACCCGUUGCUACAAUCAACCAACACAACAGAUCACGCACUACAACAUACUACAACCAGAUCACAAACUUCUCCAUUCCUAUCGUGCUGGAUGACCUUCACUGUAAGGGCUCAGAACCAACCUUGUUCGACUGCAUUCAUCGUGGAGCGAACAGACAUAACUGCCAUCAUAGAGAGGAUGCUGGUGUUAUCUGCGCACCACCGCUAGUGUCUGCGCCUAUCUGUCUGCCUACGUGUGACACUUCGCAGGGAUACCGUGUGAAAGAUGCGCUAGCACGUACAUGUGAAAAGUGUGCAGCGACAUGUAAACGCUGCAGCACGGGAAGUGCCACCGUAUGCGAAGAAUGCAUCGAGGGAAGAUUCUUGAGUGCGUCUGAAAGUGGGCAGUGUGAACUCAAAUGUGAAGAUGGUUUCCAUGGUGACACAACUGACGGUACAUGCCAGCCAUGUAAUGAGAAGUGUGAUGGUUGUUUCAAUGGAGCACGUGACGAUAUCUGUAUUCGCUGUAAUACCACACUGGACUUGGUCCUGGAUGGCACACAAUGUGUAUCAGCUUGUCCAGCCGGAAAACGACCAGUGCGCGAAACCUACCAGAAGAAUUUAACAAACAUCCGCCUACAAGGCACUCAGCAAGUGCUACAACUCUACAUCAACUCUAAAUGGAUUCCGUUCUGCUCUAGCAGAGGAGAGUGGGAUCGCUACGCAGCCAGCGUUGUGUGCAGGCAGCUCGGCAUGGGUUUACCAACACGAUACUCCACGUCUCUUGUUCACGCAUUCAGCCAGCUUCAUGUGAACUUCCUGCGCUGUCUCGGUACAGAAGCCAACAUAUUUGAAUGCCAGAUGCAAACCAAAGCCUCUGUCUACAGUUGCUAUCAGGCAUCUGUACAGUGCAACGCAUCUCUUGAGGCAUACGAUGAAGUGUGCACAACUGUUAACGAUAAACCAUGCUCGAAUGGAUUAUGUGAACCAGCAGCUGGAUGCUUCAACACUACAAAGAUCGCCGGCUAUAAAUCAGCGUGCUGGGAGUGCCCGAAAACCUAUGUGGGAGAUGGACAAGACUGUAGAACUUAUUCUCUCCAGCCACACAAACUGGUGUUGACACCACGCAACCGAUCAGCUGUGGUCAACCAGACAGCAGCGGUUGUACUGUCCUGCGGUGCAAAUACAAGUUGUAUAAUCAACUGGUACCACGAAGGGAAACGAUUGAACUUAUUACCGACAUUCACGACAAGACUCGAUUACACUCGUCCAAAGUUCCACUACAAGAUGACCGCUACUGGAUCUCUGCUACUGGGACGUAUACAACUGUCCAUGCAGGGAAGAUACGAAUGUUUCUCCAAGACCACACAGCUACAACUAUCAGCAAGCGCCUAUGUGAAUGUGCUCAGUCCAAUGCCGGUUGCAAUUCUCCCCUUCCGUGAUACAACUGUGGUUCAAAAAGGUGCCAACUACACACUGAAAUGUCAGGCUACUGGUGUUCCCACUCCGACGGUAACAUGGUCACGUAGCAAUGGGGGAGCUGUAGAAAACAAUGGCGUCAAGUACACAGUGACGAAUGACAGCUUGAUCCUGCUCAAUCCUACGCUCGCUGACACAGACACAUACACCUGCAAUGCCAGUAAUAAUUUCUCUACAGCAUCUGCAAUCACAGUUAUCCUCGUCAAAGUUGCACCACUUUUCUCCCGCACGCCUCCACUAGAGGGCAUUGUCCUGGAUGAGAACGAGGCUAUCGUACUUACCUGUGGCAUGGAGAACUUUACGGAUACAGUAAUCUACUGGCUGUAUCCACGAUCUGUCUAUCAGCCUGAAAGCCGUGUCUUUGUCACCGAGAAUGCAAACGGUCCAACAUCAACUCUAACAAUUCGCGGAGCUGUUAGCAGUGACAGUGGGUUAUACACAUGCAGUGCAAGGAACAGCGCAGGACAAGUCGACUAUCAAGUUUCCGUCACUGUCAGAUCUACUAUGGUCAUGGUCAAUCAGACAGUGUCACUGGAGUGUGCUGAUUACUAUGUCUCAGCGGAUCGCAGAGUGCUCUGGAGCGUUCUCAGAGCUGGUAGACACUCAAACGUUGCCUUCAAUGAACGCUACAUUCAGAACGGCUCUCACCUGACUAUCACUGAUCUCCGGGUUGGAGAUAGUGGACGGUAUGGGUGUCUGAUAACGGAUAUGUAUGAUAAAGAAGUAUCCCAUCGCGAGACCACACUUGUCGUACUAGGUCCACCUGUUCUGAAACCGUCACCAACCAGCCCUAAAUCCAUUAUCGUGCCCACCAAUACUUCCACAUCUAUUCUCUUAAAUGUGACAAUCCAAAGUUCAACCCCGAUGACAGUGGUGUGGAGAAGAGAUGGUGUAGUUGUGAACAAUGCACACGCUAAGCAGCUUUCAAACUACUCCCUGAUGAUCUGUGGUGUGCGAUCAGAUGAUUAUGGUACCUAUACUGUCACAGCAACCAAUGACUAUGGAUCAACAACUCUAGAUAUUGCCGAGAUUGCAGACCAACAGGUAGGGUCCGCUGUAUCACAUUCCGGAGAUGACAGCUCAGGUAGCAGCAGCAGCGCUACCACAGAUAAUGUGCCAGUACCUGUUGUCCCGCCAUCCGUUAGCAGUGGUUCAGAAGGUUAUGUUCCCGCUGUCCCGCCAUACACUGGCAACAGCACGCCCAACAGUUCAAGCAGCGCCAUACUCCACGAUUAGCAAUCCGAUGGCUGUUGAAAAUGGAGGUGGUGAUUUGGUGUCGCUGAUGUAGAGAUUGGCUCUGUAGUGUUCCCUAGGAGCUCAUGUCAUGACCAGCAGCUUGACAAGCCUUGCGAUUACUACUGCUAGAUUUAGAGCUGCUGGUUAGGCUUGCCUUGAGCGGAUUACACUGUUUACCCAAUAACACAGUUUACUACACUCAAAGUACAUGAUGUGCUUGGUGUUUCCAUUGGUCAUACCGGCAAACACUGCACUUCACUGCCGCUUUACCAGUUCUUCUUUGAUUGCAUGUGCUGGCACUGGUUGUCGUAUUCACUGCUUUCAUGUAUUCACGAAUAAGUAUUCACGUAUUCACGUAUUCACGUAUUCACGGAUUGGCUACGGGACCUGGAUACUUGGGUGUACUUUGCAGAGAGUUUUUCUGACAAUCUGUCACCCCCCCCCCCCCCACCACCACCACCAAUGCAUCUAAAUUUGUUGAAGUAUUACCUCUUGCCAACUACGUCACUUGCAUUCUAUCAGCUGUUUUGUGCUCCUAACUUACAUGUACAUGGUCUAUAUUGGUAUGUGAUGCAGCUGCAUUUAUGAUUUGCACACCACACCUUACACGUGGGCUAGUUCUCCAGCACAGUUUGUGGGUUUUGUUUGUUUGAUAUGGCUUGUUACACUUCAGUCUUCAGAAAACAAGGAUUCAAAGGCA